This is a messenger RNA of Quercus robur (English oak), 3070 nucleotides long. RefSeq names its product G-type lectin S-receptor-like serine/threonine-protein kinase At4g27290. The record is from RefSeq and is a predicted model, not a curated record. The transcript has 8 exons. Lineage: Eukaryota; Viridiplantae; Streptophyta; Magnoliopsida; Fagales; Fagaceae. Gene Ontology annotation, biological process: recognition of pollen; protein phosphorylation. Bases 428 to 2839 code for a protein of 803 amino acids. Gene Ontology annotation, molecular function: ATP binding; protein serine/threonine kinase activity.
UCUCACAAGGUUUUCACAACAACCUUGUUUUGAGUUACGGUAAGCUUAGCUUAUUGUGAAAAUAUUAUGAGAUUUUGUCGCGAUUAUAGAAAAAGUCUUUGCCAAAUAAAGGAAUUUAUCAAGCAAGGCCAACUAACUGUUUAUGAACUCUAUGUUGCCUCAUGGGCCAGGCUUAGAAUUGCGGUCUGAAUAAUAAGGCGGAUGAGAGGCAACAAACUGAGCUUCAUAAUAAUGAAGUCCAAGGCAUGAUCGGCUGAGGACCCAAGCUACACAAUUACUUGGGACAGGCCUAGAAUUUUCUUUCUGCCAGCUUCGGUCUGGAUUGGAAUCCUCAUCCCUUAUUCAAGGUUAAUUUUUUGUCAAAAGCCGAAAGGAUAGAGGAAUCUUUAAUUUAAUCCAAUUCCCGUUGGUCAAGAGCUGGGAAUCAAUGGACCUUCUUUCUUCUAUUCUUGUCGUUACAAAUUUACUCUUUUUCUGGUUUUCAAUCUCCUAUGGAGUACUAGACAGCAUAACUCCAUCCCAGCGUUUAAGUGAUGGUGACACCAUAGUGUCCAGAGAAGGAAACUUUGUACUGGGUUUCUUCAGUCCUGGAAGUUCCAAGAAUCGUUACUUGGGAAUUUGGUACAAGAGCAUCCCAGUUCAAACUGUUGUUUGGGUUGCAAACAGAGUUCGCCCAAUCAACGAUACUUCUGGGAUUUUGAUGAUAAACAGCACUGGAAAUCUUAACGUCAUCCAGAAUAAUUCGGUUGUUUGGUCAGCAAGCACUUUGAAAGAAGCUCAGAGUCCAUUGUUACAACUCCUGGAUACAGGGAAUCUUGUGGUAACAGAUGGCAAUUCAGAAGAUUAUUUGUGGCAAAGCUUUGACUAUCCAUCUGAUACAAUUUUACCAGGGAUGAAAUUCGGUUGGGAUUUGAAGAGAGGUCUGAACAGGCGCUUAAUUGCAUGGAAGAACUGGGAUGACCCAUCUCCUGUGAACUUUAUCUUUGAGGUUACACUUCAUAACUACCCAGAAGCUUAUUUGCGGCGAGGCUCAACAAUAUACUUCCGUUCUGGGCCUUGGAAUGGCUAUGGCUUCAGUGGUUCACCUGGACUAAAGCCAAAUCCGGUGUUUGCCUUCAAAUUUGUGUUCAAUCAAGAUGAGGCCUACUUCAUCUUUACCCUGAAAUUGUCACUCUACUCAAGAGCACUUCCCAACCAAACUAACUCUAUGUUUCAACGCUUCACAUGGACAGAACAAAGUUGGCAGCUUUUUAUAUCUCUGCCUAUAGACUUCUGUGAUACUUAUGCCCUUUGUGGAGCCAAUGCAAGAUGUCUUAUUACCGACGUUCCAUUCUGCCAAUGUUUAAAGGGAUUCAAACCCAAGUCACAACAAAGAUGGGAUUCACUGGAUUGGUCCCAAGGAUGUGUACGCAAUAAACGAUUGAGCUGCAAGGAGAAAAGUACACAUGGGUUUCUUAAAUUUUCUGGAUUGAAACUCCCAGAUACUACACACUCAUGGCUGAACACAAAAAUGAAUCUCGAGGAAUGCAGGGAAGAAUGCUUGAAUAACUGUACUUGUAUGGCUUAUACAAACUCAGAUAUCAGAGAAGGUACUGGCUGCGCCAUCUGGUUUGGUGAUCUAGUAGAUAUUAAACAGUUUCCGGCUGGUGGACAGGAUCUAUACAUUCGGAUGCACCCUUCAGAACUGGGAUCAAUCCGCAAAUUAAACAAGAAGAAAGGGGAGGUGGUCAUCAUAACAGCAUCAAUCAUUUCUGGAUUGCUUACUUUGGGGUUGCUUUGGCGUUUAACUUGGAAGAAAACAAAUAGAAGACGUGAAAGAAAGAAAGAAGAUGUAGACGUACCAUUAUUUGAUUUCACAACGGUUGCUACAGCAACAAACAAAUUCUCUCCUGCAAAUGUGAUCGGGGCAGGUGGAUUUGGUCCUGUUUAUAAGGGACAUCUAUGUAACGGACAAGAUAUUGCAGUGAAGAGGCUAUCAAAGAAUUCAAGACAAGGUCUUGAAGAGUUCAAGAAUGAAGUUGUUCUCAUUGCCAAACUUCAACAUAAGAAUCUUGUCAAGCUUUUGGGCUAUUGUGUUCAAGGAGAGGAAAAGAUGCUAAUCUAUGAGUACAUGCCCAACAAAAGCUUGGAUUGUUUCAUUUUUGAACAAAAUGAUACUCUGUUAGCAUGGCCAAAGCGUUUUGACAUUAUUAUCGGGAUUGUGCGAGGACUUCUCUAUCUUCACCAGGACUCUAGACUUCAAGUCAUCCACAGAGAUCUAAAAGCAAGCAAUAUUUUAUUAGAUAUCAACUUAAACCCAAAAAUAUCAGAUUUUGGCUUAGCAAGAACUUUUGUAGGGGAUGAAAGUGAAGUGAAGACAGAUAGAGUUGUUGGAACAUACGGCUACAUGUCUCCUGAGUAUGCAGUUGAUGGAAGAUUUUCAGUGAAAUCUGAUGUGUUUAGCAUGGGUGUGCUUAUGUUAGAGAUAGUGAGUGCCAUGAAAAUUAGAAAAUUUUUUCACCCAAAUCACCAUCAUAACCUUUUGGGACAUGCAUGGUUACUGUGGAAGGAGGGCAAGGCCUUGGAACUAUCGUAUACAUGUUUGGAGGAUUCACAUUCAAGAUCUCAAAUCUUGAGAUGUAUUCAAGUUGGUUUGCUAUGUGUUCAAAAUUUUCCUGAAGACAGGCCAAUAAUGUCUUGUGUGAAUUCUAUGUUAACAAAUGAGGAAGCAAUUUUGCCCCAGCCUAAACAGCCUGGUUUCUUCAUAGAAAUAAGUCCCAGCAAUUCAGGUGCAAUAUUAAGAAAUGAAGAAUCUAACAUAGAGAAUGCAGUUACUAUAACUAUGCCGGAAGCUAGAUAGGAAAUUCAUAAGUAGCUUGUCUGAGAAGUUAUAUGUGAAAGUUUUUUAGUAUAUAGGGGUGCGUUUGGGAUUAGAUUGCAUCUUUUUGCUUUUAGAAGUAAAUUCUAUUAAUUGUUCAUAGUUGCUACUUGCUUGGAUGUGUAAAACUAAUGAGCUUUUCUGUAUUUUCUUUAAUGAAAUGGCUAGACCAGCCAAUUCUUAUCUAAAAUAUAAAUGAUUGAGACUCCUAAA